GCCAGCCUGUCCUGACUUAAUCGAGCGCCACUCAAUCCACGCUUCCAUGAUACGUAGCACCUGAUGGUGUAUUAUCUGCUAUGAGGAGGCUUCUGAGCACCUGUCCACAUAAGAGGCCGACAUCCCACCCGGUAUCCUUCCUUAGCCAUGUCCAUUGGACCGGUACUGCACCUAUAAGUACGAAAUUACAUACGAAACCACAACCGAUCUCACACGAUGUUACCUUCCGGUCGAACCUGCUUUCGAAGCAGGAAUCUCAAAAGGUCCAUGCGAAUCCUUUCAAGGGAUUGCAAGGGCCUUCCAAAGGCUCGAGGAGGCACGCCAAACAUCCAAGAGAGCAAAAUAAGCCCAGACGAUCGAAUUUAAGACAUGGUCGUCCGAAUGAUACGACGACCUACACGCGAGAUGCUGUAAAAGCAAGAUUCACUGUCCCAACUACUGAAAGAUAUCCCAAUUUGGGUCCCAAGACAUUGAAAGAGAUAUUGUUACCAAAGCCGCUUGACCAGCUCGUAGCAGAAUACUACCAUGACAAACUUAUAAUCGAACUACAAAACAAAGAGACCAAUAAACGAAAUGCAAAGCGCAAAAUCAAACUCACGGCUACGAUCAAGACUUGGGACGACCAACAACUACAUCUCAUUGGCGAAGGACCCAACACGCAAGAUGCACGCAGCGCUAUGAAUCUGCAUUUGCUCUGCCUCUUGCACGAAAGAGGGCUCCUAACGCACUUCACUGAGAUACCUUUCGUAAGGAUGCAAGAUACGAACGGUAUGCAACCGGCGCUUGUAAACGUAUAUCAAUACGCUGCCCAGCUGGAUACAUUGCCAAACAUUGUAACGAAGAAGCCGAGUGAGGACACGAUGAGACGCGCUACAGCAGCUCACAUACAAGAGCUGUGGGAAACGAGAAUUGAAUUUGCGAAACAAGGUAUAACCGCCAUUGGCUUGGGUGAAACUACGUGGGCCGCUGAACAAGGCGCUGCUCUGCAUCUUGGAAAGCAAAUCCAGGAAUACUUCCAGCAGACCGGUCAAAAACCCCCGUCAAUGGAAGAUCCUUACACCCUGAAUCUUUCUACCAUUGACCAGUUCGUGACUUUCGCUAAUAAUGAAUUUCGCUCCCUGCUGACUGCUGAUGUUCGGAGAGUGAGUUAUCAAGAAUUUCCUGAUUCAUCAAGGAAGCCUCACGACGCAUGGGUAGCAGAAGCUUUUCUUAAUAAGUCAAGCAAACUUGGUAACAAAGUAUCUUUGCGCACAGAGCAUGAUGCCCGAAACGCCGCUCUCCUAACUGGAGCGAUCGCUUGGUGUCAGGAAAAGGACGGGCUUCGGAAACUAUUUGAGUCUACCUUACGCAACAACAAGGGAGUAAUUUUGCGCCAACCCCGUGACAUCGUACUUACGCCACGCCAUGACCUACUAUCUACAAUGGAGGAGCUAUCAGAGAGACUAAGGAGUGCAGGGCUUCUCAAGGAGACACAUGUACAAUCCUCAAGCACACCAGGACUGGAAAGCGCUGAGUACAAAUGGCAUACUUCAGCGCGUCCGAUGCUAAGCGACGACGUUCGCAACAAUGACCUGAAAGUACGUCUUGAGAACUAUCGUAACAUCGAAGCGACGUCCGAGAUGCGUACAAAAAGAGACGCGCUACCGAUCAAUCAACACCGUUCCAAGAUAAUGGACAUCGUAUCCGAAUUUUCUCAUAGUAUUGUCGUUGGAGCGACGGGAUCUGGGAAAACAACUCAAGUGCCUCAAAUGAUCUUGGACGCUGCAAUAGAAUCCGGGCAAGGAACUCGGUGUAACAUAAUAUGUACGCAGCCCCGAAGAAUUGCGGCGAUAUCCGUUGCUAAACGCAUUGCUGAGGAGCGCCAUGAGAAGUAUCAAGAUACGAUAGGACAUCAAGUACGCUUCAAUGUGAAGCCCCCAAGGGAAAACGGAAGUAUACUGUUUAGCACAACUGGCCUGCUGCUCAAACAGCUCCAGGUUGACCCCGAUUCGGUUUUCGAUAAGAUAUCCCAUCUUGUCCUUGACGAAGUCCACGAAAGAGAUAUGAUCCUGGAUUUCCUCCUUGUUGUACUAAAACAGAGCUUCCAGAAACGACAGGGAGAGGGAAAGCCUGUCCCCAAACUUAUACUCAUGAGUGCGACCAUGGACACAGAACUAUUUGCAGAUUAUUUCAAGGUGCAAAAUUUGGCUGGCGAAAUGGUCCCAUGUCCGUCCAUCGUUGUCCCUGGUCGCUUGUUUCCCGUGAGAAACCAAUAUCUGCAUGAAAUUCACAAUCUACUCAAAACCGAAUAUGGCAGCACUUAUAGCUCGGACCUUUACCGACUCUUGGAUGAACGAACUACCAAAGCGUAUCUGGAGAGCGAAUACGCAUUUGCAAAGAACCAGGCUAUGCCUAAGUUGUCGCAAAGGCUCGAUACGGAAGAUAAGUCGGUCGAUCGUGCAGAGGCAUUGAUACCUACAGGCCUCGCUGCUGCUACCGUUGCGCAUAUAGCCAAGAGCACUCAUACUGGCGCCGUACUGGUUUUCCUGCCUGGGCAUGCCGAGCAACUUGAAACGGAACGCCUGCUUACCGCAAAGCCAAUCUUUGGACUCGAUUUCAAGAAUACUGCGAAGUUCAAAGUCUCUAUUCUUAAUUCCCAAACUCCUUUGGCGGAUCAAGCCACGGUUUUCGACCCUGUGCCAGAUGGAUGUAGGAAAAUUAUACUGGCAACCAAUAUCGCCGAAACCUCUGUCACUAUCCCGGAUGUCCAGCACGUUAUAGACUCAGGAAAGAUGCGCGAGAUGCAUUAUGAUGUCGAGUCACGAAUCAGAGCCCUCCAGUGUGUGUGGGUUAGUAAGGCAAACGCAAAGCAACGAGCUGGAAGAGCUGGGCGUGUGCAAAACGGAAACUACUAUGGCUUAUACAGUACUGAGCGUCUCGACAGUCUGCAGGUGACGAGCACGCCUCAAAUUCUUCGCGCGGAUCUUCAAGAUGUUUGCUUAAGAGUAAAGACCCAUGAUAUCACUGGGACUAUAGCUGGGUUUCUGCAAGGAAUGAUACAACCCCCAAAGUCUGCGGAUGUUGAGAUAGCCGUCGAUCGACUAAUACAACUCGGAGCGUUGAACCACGAUGAGAGUAUUACGUCGUUGGGAAAGCUUCUGGCUGAUCUUCCCGUAGAGCCAGCUUACGGCAAGAUGAUCAUAUGGGCCGUCUUAUUCCGAUGCCUUGAUCCGAUUUUGAUCCUGGCUGCGUUGUCUAAUUCAAGGCCCCUCUUAAUGACGCCUACCGGGGCUCGGCGCGAAUGGGGAGUCGCUCACCGAAAGUGGUUUGAUGGUAGAGGUAGUGAGCAUAUCGCUGAAGUUAGUGCGUUCAAGCAUCUGCGGCGUACUAUUGCCAUUACUGGAGAGCACAGAGGAGGUCGAUUCGCGCAUGAGCAUUUCCUGAGUAAACUCGCCUACACGCACAUUCACAGCGUUGCCGAGCAGAUUGAGGACGUUCUUGUAAUGCACGGUUUGAUUCCGAAGACGCCUCCAUAUGCUCGGUAUAGAUACUGGUUUGGGGCAAGGCAGUUGAACGAGAACAGCCUCAUCGUUCCUAUGCUCAAGACAGUGGCGUUAGCCGGAUUCACCCCAAAUCUGGCCAUGCAUACACGCGGCAACUGGUUUCAGAAUCGGUUGUCGGACAAGGUGAUGGUGCAUCCGAAGUCACUAUUGAACCCAUAUUUGCUCAGAGGCCAGGAGACGGUAAAAUUGGGAUCGACCAUGUUCACCUACUCGUCGAUAUCCAAAGCGGACCAAUCUUCGAACGACCAACUGCAUAUCAACAAAUUGACGGAGGUUACGCCACUCAACGUUCUACUCUCCGGGGGCGAGAUGCAGCGCAACAAGAGAGCCUUCAACAAGCUGACAAUCGGUGAGUGGCUAGGCAUAUACGUGAAGCCCACAACAGAGGAAGGGGACAGAGUUAGUAAAGCAUUCUCAACUAUCUGCAGGUUUCGAGAGGAUGUUGAUCGUGCUUUGACGAUGUGCUUCAGAGAGAUGAGUCGUAUAUCCGCGUACAAUCUGAGCCCCGAUACCCCGGAAAACAAAAGAAUCUACCUAUCUGAUUAUCCAAUCGCCGACAUACUCGCGAAAGAUAUAUCCAGAAUCUUGGCGAACGAGAAUGUUGAGGUCAAAACUAGUUUUGUGACUGACGAUAGGAAAAGAGCAAACACUGGUCCCCAGACCGGAUUGAUGUUAAAUACCUCACAACCUAGGAAUGGCACUCAGUUGAACAACACUCGCCGGGACGAAUCUUCGAAGGGCUCGGUGGUGAGAAAAGUGGCAUAAUGGCCAUGGUAAGUGGCACCUGGAUCCUAUGUAUAAUAAGAGGCGAUCCUUUCAAUGUCACCGCGAUAGAUGUAAUUGUUGGGUUAUAGAUGUUGGGUACCCCAUAGACAUAUGCAUGUAACACUACCUUAGAGAAUACUGUAAAUACAACUCAUCUAUUCACGAUCGUAC
This is a messenger RNA of Pseudovirgaria hyperparasitica, 4478 nucleotides long. Its product is annotated as P-loop containing nucleoside triphosphate hydrolase protein. The coding region runs from base 81 to 4307 and encodes 1408 amino acids. The record is from RefSeq and is a predicted model, not a curated record. Gene Ontology annotation, cellular component: intracellular anatomical structure; nucleus. The transcript is spliced from 3 exons. Gene Ontology annotation, molecular function: RNA binding; ATP binding. NCBI's taxonomy places the organism in Eukaryota, Fungi, Ascomycota, Dothideomycetes, Acrospermales, Acrospermaceae.